AUGGCAUCCCUUGACAUCCUGGAGGACGAGCUGAUGAUGGAGGAAAUGUCGAUACAUUUUGAUGAUUCCCUCGAUCUGGAGGAGAAUAUUGAAAACAAAAUCACUCUUGUGGGCCUUCUCAUUGCUGACCAUGAACCCACCCAGGGUAUUGUUAAAGAUGUGCUGCGUGCAAUCUGGACAAACAUGGGGCAGGUCAAAGUUUUGAAGGCAAAGGAAAACGUGUACUCAAUCACUGUUGGGGAUGAAGCGGUGGCUAGCAGACUCAUAGACGGAAGUCCGUGGUUUAUAAAAGGGAACCCUUUCACCAUUAAACCUUGGCCUCUGUACCAUUCUUUAGACGAUAUUGUAGCAAAUCGGGCAGUUUUUUGGGUGCAAGCUCACGGCAUCCCCCGUAACUUCUGCACUAUGAAAAACGCUAGAACCCUUGGUGAAAGGGUUGGAGCAGUUCUUGAGGUGGAGAAUUUGGAAACAACAGGUUUCAGAGGCUUUCUCAGAUUGAAGAUUGACUUUGAUGCCACUAAACCACUGAUCCCUAGUUUUACUAUGCCCUGCCCUACCACUGGAAAGAGGAAGAUUAGAUUAAAGUAUGAAGGUCUGAAGGAUUAUUGCCGCAAUUGUGGACGGCUUGGUCACUCAAGAGGAUGCCCCUGGACCAUUAGCUCCAUUAACUCCAGAGGUCCUAUACAUGCGGGUGGUUUUGAGGACCUCCAAGCUCCAACAAUAUCUAAAGCAAGCACACACCUCUUCCUUCAACGCCAUGCCAACCGAAAUGCUCAAUCUGGUAUGGACUUGAAUAAAUGGAGGGGAUGUUUGGAGGGGGAAAGCGGUGGCUUGUACGGCCUUUCCGGCGUUGUUGAACCGGAAUACGUUCAAACCUUCGUGACGACCCAACAGACCCGAAUACAGACAAAUCCGACAACAAACACGAGGUCCGCUAUUUCUCUGCAACCUGCAGACCUGCAACCAAAGACAAAUUCUCCCAGGAUUCAGACUGCUCCCCAACCAGUGUCUGCAUCGCUGCAACCUGGGAUGGGCCAGGCUAUCCCUGCUUUGAGCGGACCUACUCGAGCAGACUAUGCAAAUCGCUGGAAUCCUGACAGCUUUGGGACCCAGUUUCAUAAUGGGACCCUGACCAUAGCUGUGAAUGGGUUGUCUCUUAAAAAAAAUUGGUGCGACCCGGAUAGGGUCCCUCCUUGGGCUUUUGAAAAUGCUUCAAACCUUUUAGAGAACAGAUUCUUAGAUGGGCCUUCAACAGAUGCCACACCUCUUAAUGUUGGGCCAACGUUUGUUGAGACUGCCACUUCUGAGCCUUCUAUUGCCUCAUCCAAUGCAAUUGACCCUGGAAAAAAAAAGGAAAAGGAAAAUUGA
Molecule: messenger RNA, 1368 nt
Organism: Prunus armeniaca (apricot)
Lineage: Eukaryota; Viridiplantae; Streptophyta; Magnoliopsida; Rosales; Rosaceae
Source: the annotation of a GenBank genome assembly